Cercocebus atys (sooty mangabey) is the source of this 1259-nucleotide messenger RNA. RefSeq names its product apolipoprotein E (gene APOE). Gene Ontology annotation, biological process: lipid transport; cholesterol catabolic process; regulation of amyloid-beta clearance. Gene Ontology annotation, molecular function: very-low-density lipoprotein particle receptor binding; amyloid-beta binding; lipid binding. Gene Ontology annotation, cellular component: intermediate-density lipoprotein particle; extracellular region. The coding region runs from base 162 to 1115 and encodes 317 amino acids. The record is from RefSeq and is a predicted model, not a curated record. The transcript is spliced from 4 exons. Lineage: Eukaryota; Metazoa; Chordata; Mammalia; Primates; Cercopithecidae.
UGACUGGGGGCUGGCCCAGCCCGCCCUAUCCCUGGAGGAGGGGGCGGGACAGGGGGAGCCCUAUAAUUGGACAAGUCUGGGAUCCUUGAGUCCUACUCAGCCCCAGCGGAGGUGAAGGACGUCCUUCCCCAGGAGCCGACUGGCCAAUCACAGGCAGGAAGAUGAAGGUUCUGUGGGCUGCGUUGCUGGUCACUUUCCUGGCAGGAUGCCAGGCCAAGGUGGAGCAACCGGUGGAGCCAGAGACAGAACCCGAGCUUCACCAGCAGGCUGAGUGGCAGAGCAGCCAGCCCUGGGAGCUGGCACUGGGUCGCUUUUGGGAUUACCUGCGCUGGGUGCAGACACUGUCUGAGCAGGUGCAGGAGGAGCUGCUCAGCCCCCAGGUCACCCAGGAACUGACGACGCUGAUGGACGAGACCAUGAAGGAGUUGAAGGCCUACAAAUCGGAACUGGAGGAACAGCUGAGCCCAGUGGCGGAGGAGACGCGGGCACGGCUGUCCAAGGAGCUGCAGGCGGCGCAGGCCCGGCUGGGUGCCGACAUGGAGGACGUGCGCAGCCGCCUGGUGCAGUACCGCAGCGAGGUGCAGGCCAUGCUGGGCCAGAGUACCGAGGAGCUGCGGGCGCGCCUCGCCUCCCACCUGCGCAAGCUGCGCAAGCGGCUCCUCCGCGAUGCUGAUGACCUGCAGAAGCGCCUGGCAGUGUAUCAGGCCGGGGCCCGCGAGGGCGCCGAGCGCGGGGUCAGCGCCAUCCGCGAGCGCCUGGGACCCCUGGUGGAGCAGGGCCGCGUGCGGGUCGCCACUGUGGGCUCCCUGGCCAGCCAGCCGCUUCAGGAGCGGGCCCAGGCCUUGGGUGAGCGGCUGCGCGCACGGAUGGAGGAGAUGGGCAGCCGGACCCGCGACCGCCUGGACGAGGUGAAGGAGCAGGUGGCGGAGGUGCGCGCCAGGCUGGAGGAACAGGCCCAGCAGAUAAGCCUACAGGCCGAGGCCUUCCAGGCCCGCCUCAAGAGCUGGUUCGAGCCCCUGGUGGAAGAUAUGCAGCGCCAGUGGGCCGGGCUGGUGGAGAAGGUGCAGGCUGCCGUGGGCGCCAGCACCGCCCCUGUGCCCAGCGACAAUCACUGAACGCCCAGGCCUACAGCCAUGCGACCCGACUCCACCCCAUGCCUCCUGUCUCCGCUCAGCCUGCAGCGGGAGACCCUGUCCCCGCCCCAGCCGUCCUCCUGGGGUGGGCCCUAGUUUAAUAAAGAUUCGCCAAGUUUCACCGCA